CAUAGGAUAUUGUUGUAAUGGAAAUGACUAUUUGGCCCCUUUAACUACUUCAACGGCCUCAGUUAGGAUAGAGCCAAUCAAGAAUGACAGAAUAGGAUACUUGUUGAAAAAUCCUUGAAGCCACCAUGGCUGCAACACUGAACAUUCAAGGAUCAUGCAUCAUAAAAAAUUCAUCAAAUUCCUGCAGUGGCCAGACUGACCAUCAGCUAAAGCAGGUGUUUUUACAGUUUCCCAUUUCAAGAAGAACUGGAAUUCUCGUUUCUGUGUUGCCCCUUAGCCUCAAUUUGGUUGCUCAACCAUCCAUAGCUAGAGAGAGGCGCAAUAAGAAGAACAUCCCUCUUGAAGACUAUCACACUACCUAUGAUGGAUUGAAAUACUAUGAUAUUCUUGAAGGAAAAGGUCCAGUAGCUGAAAAGGGCUCCACUGUACAGGUACAUUUUGACUGUGUGUAUCGUAAUAUUACUGCAGUUUCAAGUCGAGAAUCUAAACUGUUGGCUGGAAAUCGUAUCAUUUCACAGCCUUACGAGUUCCAGGUUGGAGCUCCUCCAGGGAAAGAGCGGAAACGUGAUUUUGUGGACAAUCCAAAUGGUUUAUUUUCUGCUCAAGCAGCCCCAAAACCUCCAAAAGCAAUGUAUACAAUAACUGAAGGGAUGAAAGUUGGAGGAAAGAGGACUGUGAUCGUUCCUCCAGAAGCUGGAUAUGGUUCAAAGGGAAUGAAUGAGAUUCCGCCAGGGGCUACAUUCGAUCUGAAUAUUGAACUACUGGAAGUAAAGUCACCAGAAGGGAAGAAAUAGAUGCCCUGACUGUACCAUAUGUUUUUGCCUUGAUUCUUCUUCAUUGUCGUAAAAGUUUUGUUCUCUCAUUAACACCAGCCGAUAUGGAAUCAAUAGCCGUUCCCACUUGCCCUUCGUGUGAUUUGUACCACAAACUUAUUGAUCGGACUCUCGGAGGUUUAGGUGCCUCACCACCAGGGCCAACUCCUAUCGUCAACAUUUUGUGAAGUUAGCAAGUGAUUCUUUAGCUUUUGAAUGUAGAAGAUCAAUAAUGUCUCAUGAUUUUUGCUUCCCCUUCGUGCAACUGUUCAAUCUUUGUUAUGUAGAUGAAGUAACUUGCUUUCCCUUUUCUUCAUUUGUAUGUAAACUUUUACUUCUUGA
Molecule: messenger RNA, 1154 nt
Organism: Capsicum annuum
Lineage: Eukaryota; Viridiplantae; Streptophyta; Magnoliopsida; Solanales; Solanaceae
Product: peptidyl-prolyl cis-trans isomerase FKBP18, chloroplastic
Exons: 6
Coding region: 126-794 (222 amino acids)
Cellular component (GO): chloroplast thylakoid lumen
Molecular function (GO): peptidyl-prolyl cis-trans isomerase activity
Source: RefSeq, a predicted model, not a curated record